Triticum dicoccoides is the source of this 1538-nucleotide messenger RNA. RefSeq names its product probable polygalacturonase At1g80170. Gene Ontology annotation, biological process: carbohydrate metabolic process. The record is from RefSeq and is a predicted model, not a curated record. The transcript is spliced from 7 exons. Gene Ontology annotation, molecular function: polygalacturonase activity. Lineage: Eukaryota; Viridiplantae; Streptophyta; Magnoliopsida; Poales; Poaceae. Bases 68 to 1399 code for a protein of 443 amino acids.
ACUGAGAGAAGUGGCAGCGUGGUACAGACACCGGGCUAGCUAGCUGAGCUCCACAGUGCGUGCAUUCAUGGCGCUUCGUGCAAGGACGCGGCUCCUGCUCGCGGCUCUCGCCGGCGCCGUGGCCCUCCUGCUGCCGGGCGGCGCCGUCGAGGCCCGCGUCCUGCUCUCGCUCGACGACUUCGGCGCCGUCGGGGACGGCAUUGCCAACGACACUCAGGCAUUCGUGGACGCGUGGAAGUCGGCGUGCGCCACCGGCGGAACCACCUACCUCAACGUCCCCGCCGGCAGGUCCUACCAGAUCUGGCCCGUCACGCUCGCCGGCCCCUGCCGCGGCGAGAUCAAGCUCUUGAUUUCCGGGAACAUCAUCGCGCCGGAGGACCCGGAGGAGUGGUGGGACGGUGACCAGGGCAGGUGGCUCCACUUCCGGGGCGUGGGCGACCUGUCCCUGAGCGGCGGUGGCAUCGUCGACGGCCGGGGCCAGCAAUGGUGGGCGGGGUCGUGCGAGGACGAGAACUGCACCACGUACCGCCCAUACGAUGUCGCCCCCAUGGCGCUCCACUUCGAGGGCUGCCGGGACGUGAGCGUGAAGGGCAUCACGGUGCAGAACGGCCAGCGGCAGCACCUGGUCUUCACCCGCUGCCACGACGUCGAGGCCAACUAUCUCAGGGUGACCUCGCCGGAGUACAGCCCCGGCACCGUCGGCGUCCUCGUCGUCAGCUCCACCGACGUGCACAUCAAGCACGAUCUCUUCUCCGUAGGUGGCGACUGCGUGUCGAUCGUGGGCAACUCCUCGGAUAUCCGCGUGAAAGCCGUCUCAUGCGGACCUGGCCUCGGCAUCAGCAUUGGAGGCUUGGGCGAGAACCAAAGUAAUGACAGGAUACACAAGAUCAAGAUGGACACUAUGCUCCUCUCCAACACCAAGAACGGCGUACGCAUCAAGACCUACAAGAACGGCUGCGGCUUCGCGCGCAAGGUGAAGUUCGCGCACAUCAUGAUGAGGAACGUGGCCAACCCUAUCGUCAUCGACCAGCACUACUACUCCGCCUCCAACUCCAACCGGGGAACUCCCUGCGGAACCCCGAACGUGAGCGCGGUGGCGGUGGAGAAGAUCAAGUACAUAGACAUCACCGGCACUUCGGCAACGGAGCGGGCGGUCACGUUCGCGUGCAGCGACGCCAUGCCGUGCAGGCGCCUGUAUCUGGACGGGGUGAACCUGAAGACGGCCGGCGGGGGGAGCACGUCCGCCUACUGCCACCAGGCGUUCGGGAAGCACGUCGGCGACGUCCUCCCGGAGUCGUGCCUCAUCAAGGAGAAGGAGGACAAAUUUAUCCAGCUGCAUGCCCCGACCGCCGGCACGCCGCAAGGAGACACCGAAGACGAAGAAGAUGAUGAUUUGUGAAGCUUCCAAGAAUUUUGCCGCGCGUGGAACUGUAUGUGAUCUUGUAGCAACACAAGAAGGACGAGUUUUGUCCGUAAGUCUAGAGUUAUUGGCCAUGCUGACGACGAAUUGUUGUACCACCUUGAUAUAACAAUUGAAU